Penaeus indicus is the source of this 642-nucleotide messenger RNA. RefSeq lists its product as uncharacterized. The coding region runs from base 33 to 476 and encodes 147 amino acids. Lineage: Eukaryota; Metazoa; Arthropoda; Malacostraca; Decapoda; Penaeidae. The transcript has 2 exons. The record is from RefSeq and is a predicted model, not a curated record.
GCCCACAACGUCGCUCGACCUUGCAUUGCAACAUGACGUUUAAGGUUCUUUUGAUCGCAGCCGCCGUGCUCUGCCUCUCAAGGGCGGCCCCACAAGGCUACGAAGCCCUGGGCGUCCUGCAGCCCGAGAGCCCUCGCGACCUGGGCGACUACGAGAACGUGGUCGCCGCCACCAUCGACGUCUUGCCCGAAAUCGUCGAGGUCUUCCGCAAGGUCUCCCAGAACCGCGACAGGGCCAACGACCCCGAAAGCGUUCAGCAGAUCAUGCUCGACUUCAUGCCCAUCACACGCAAGGUCAUGGAGGCCACGGAGAAGGCGGAGGGCAGGAAGAUCUCGGAUGACACGUACCACCGCUUCAACGCCGCCGAGAAGGUCAUGCCGCACGUGGUCACCUUCAUGAACCAGCUGCGGGAGAUGGACUUCUUCGGAAUCUCCACCACCACAAAUUUGCCCGACUAUGGAUAUCCCCUUCAUUGAGGCCUUCCACUUGCCUUCGAAAGAACUCUUUAGCCCUUCCACUGUUCACUCUUCUCUCUCCUAUAAUGUCAUCUUUUCCAUGUGUAAUUUAAUAGCACUCAUAUUUAUCUAUUCCUCAUCUCAAGUCAAUCAGUCUUGAAUCUCUCUUUGUAGUUGUGAAAAUAUA